CCUCAUGGAUUUGUACCUGUUUGGAUAUAUGAUGUGCUUAUGGUUGUCCAGUUCAAGGGUCCUUGGAGGCUAUCCCAUCUGGUGGUCCCUGGCCCUGGGGCAGCAGUACUCCUCGCUGGGCUCCCAGCCCAUCCUGUGCGGCUCCAUCCCCGGCCUGGUGCCCAAGCAGCUGCGCUUCUGCCGCAACUACAUCGAGAUCAUGCCCAGCGUGGCUGAGGGCGUCAAGCUGGGCAUCCAGGAGUGCCAGCACCAGUUCCGCGGCCGGCGCUGGAACUGCACCACCAUCGAGGACAACCUGGCCAUCUUCGGGCCCGUGCUGGACAAGGCAACGCGGGAGUCGGCCUUCGUGCACGCCAUCGCCUCGGCCGGGGUGGCGUUCGCCGUGACGCGCUCGUGCGCUGAGGGCACCUCCACCAUGUGCGGCUGUGACUCCCACCACAAGGGCCCCCCCGGCGAGGGCUGGAAGUGGGGCGGCUGCAGCGAGGACGCCGAGUUCGGGGUGCUGGUGUCCCGCGAGUUCGCCGACGCCCGGGAGAAUCGCCCCGACGCCCGCUCCGCCAUGAACCGGCACAACAACGAGGCCGGCCGCACGACCAUCCUGGACCACAUGCACCUGCGAUGCAAGUGCCACGGCCUGUCGGGCAGCUGCGAAGUGAAGACCUGCUGGUGGGCGCAGCCGGACUUCCGCACGUUGGGCGACUUCCUGAAGGACAAGUACGACAGCGCCUCGGAGAUGGUGGUGGAGAAGCACCGGGAGUCCCGGGGCUGGGUGGAGACGCUGCGCGCCAAGUACGCCUUCUUCAAGCACCCGACCGAGCGCGACCUGGUCUACUACGAGAGCUCGCCCAACUUCUGCGAGCCCAACCCGGAGACGGGCUCCUUCGGCACGCGGGACCGCACCUGCAACGUGUCGUCGCACGGCAUCGAGGGCUGCGACCUGCUCUGCUGCGGCCGGGGCCACAACACGCGGACUGAGAAGCGCAAGGAGAAGUGCCACUGCAUCUUCCACUGGUGCUGCUACGUCAGCUGCCAGGAGUGCGUGCGCGUCUACGACGUGCACACCUGCAAGUGAGCCGGGCGGACGGACGGCAACCCCAGCGCCCACUCGCAAAGACCUUCAACUCAUACAGAAACACACUCAC
Molecule: messenger RNA, 1142 nt
Organism: Megalops cyprinoides (Indo-Pacific tarpon)
Lineage: Eukaryota; Metazoa; Chordata; Actinopteri; Elopiformes; Megalopidae
Gene: wnt3
Product: wingless-type MMTV integration site family, member 3
Exons: 4
Coding region: 5-1072 (355 amino acids)
Biological process (GO): multicellular organism development; cell fate commitment; canonical Wnt signaling pathway
Cellular component (GO): extracellular region
Molecular function (GO): cytokine activity; frizzled binding
Source: RefSeq, a predicted model, not a curated record